Cooperia oncophora is the source of this 626-nucleotide messenger RNA. NCBI's taxonomy places the organism in Eukaryota, Metazoa, Nematoda, Chromadorea, Rhabditida, Trichostrongylidae. The record is from the annotation of a GenBank genome assembly.
AUGGUCACGGUCGGUGUUUGUACGGGUCCACUACCUCCAGCAAAGCCUUGCAACGAGUGCACACCAUUACGAAAAGAGUUGCAAGAACUCCUGAAAAGGCUGGCUGUAGCAGAAGCCAAACCUGAAGGUGCUAUCUAUUGGCACACUGACGGACAAAGUGGAGACUAUGGAGGCCUCGAAUCGGCGAAGCAACACAGAGUUAUAGCAUUGGUACAGACACAGACCGGUGCAGAAAGUCAGACCAACUCCAGCGUGACGUCAGAAGUGGGUGUGGUUGUCGAGCCGAGUGUCGCUGACAGUACUAUGCAGACUGAUGAACAAAUUACCCCUAAGACCAGCUUCGGGGUUAAUACAGAUAAAGCCGAAGAGCAGCCUGUUGCUGAGAAGGCCGAUCAAUCCACUUCGACGGACGAGUUUUCCGCGAAGGUGGAGGCUACUGAUCAGGAGACUAUGACGAUCGCAAAUGAGCCUGUAACAGAAACCGAGGUGGUGAACCAGGAAACCAUGACUGCCGUGGACGAGUUAUCCCCGAGAUCUGAUCGAGAAACUAUGACAGUUCCCAAAAUAUUAUCGAAACAUACCCAGUCAGACGAUUCCCAUGGAGGAGGCCCGAGGAGCGAGAGGUC